Molecule: messenger RNA, 2304 nt
Organism: Aspergillus puulaauensis
Lineage: Eukaryota; Fungi; Ascomycota; Eurotiomycetes; Eurotiales; Aspergillaceae
Product: putative lipase
Exons: 3
Coding region: 1-2304 (767 amino acids)
Biological process (GO): triglyceride catabolic process
Cellular component (GO): cytosol
Molecular function (GO): triacylglycerol lipase activity; sterol ester esterase activity
Source: RefSeq, a predicted model, not a curated record
AUGAUAGAUCACGUUCUGGGGAGACCAUCGACCAGAUUCCGAAAGGUUCAGGUGCUUGCUGUAUUCAUAUUCUGGUCCUACUACCUUUUAAGGGGGAAUAAACAUGGCCCUCCCGUUGUUCGAGGCGUUUCAUCCCGCCUCUCGAAGAGGCUGAGCGUUUGGCAAACCACCGUUGCUGUUGUUCUGUGGCUCUAUUUCUGUCGGAACUUCGCUAAAAUCGUGGGCCUCGAAUGCCCUGAGCCGUUAGCGAACCUCUAUUCCCGAUCUUUCUUCCGCGCGACAUGGAUCACAACGGCGCUGGAUGCUGGAUUCUGGACCGCAAUGAAGAUCCGGCCCAAAUGGCUCCGGGAAAUUUCAUCCUUGGGCUGCACGGCCUAUUAUCUGUUUGCGGCUGAGCAGGCAGAUGAUAAGGUUCGCCGUGUGCGAGCAACUCUGACCGUGGAACAUUUGCGGGUAUCGUGGAACAAAGGGACGACACCGUAUCUCUGGGCUCUUGCGGGCCUAGUACGUCCACGCCUAACCAGAUAUCCACCCCGUGCUAUACGCAUUCCCCGGCCCCGACAGUCGAUCUACAAUGAGCCCACUAAUGCAUGGCUCUACUUUGACGGGCCUUUGAGUGCGCUGAGAGACCAGACCUGCAUUGUUCUUGACAUUCCCGGAGGUGGGUUUGUUUCCAUGACACCCCGGCACUCGGAGGAUCGAUUACUUGCCUGGGCUGGCAAAACCAAGCUCCCGAUCUUGAGUCUCAACUAUAAAAAGGCACCUGAAUAUCCCUACCCUUACGCCCUGAAUGAGUGUUAUGAUGUUUACCACUCUAUAAUCACCACGCGCGGUCGCUGCUUAGGGCUUGCUGGAGAUGCACCACCUCGCAUCUUUCUCACGGGCGAUAGCGCUGGGGCUAAUCUUGCCGUUGGAACCACAUUGAUGGUUCUCCAGUCUGGGGAAAAGGAUCAAUCUUUGGGCCAAGGUCCAAACUCCCUUCCGCCACCAGAUGGGUUGGUUCUGUCUUACCCGGCUCUGAACAUGAAGAUCGAGAGCUGGAUGACCGAAGAGCAAAUGGCAUUAGUCCAGGACAAGAGUACCAGUCGAAGUGUCAAGCAAAGAAAGGAUUCGGAUUAUCAGCGGCUGACGCCGUUUGCUACUCCGGGGGCAUCUAUUGAUGACCUUCGACAGAAUUCCUACCUCUCUGAGCCGGAUCUAGAGGCAGGUGCUCUGGCCGAGGAAACGCCGGGAAUGACAGUAGAAGAGGAUAAGCAAGAGUUUCCAGAUAUGGAAGCUGCAUACCUUGCAAACAAUCAGCCCAAGAAGAUCCGAACCAAAUUGGCAGUGUCGUCCGUGAUAUCAUAUGUCAAUGAUAGGAUCCUGUCGCCAGAAAUGAUGCGGGCAAUGAUCAUUCUCUACAUCGGACCUCACAAUCGCCCGGACUUCAACACAGACUACCUACUGUCACCAAUCCUAGCGCCUGAGGCGCUUCUCGCACAAUUCCCAAAAACAUACAUCAUUACGGGGGAACGAGACCCACUAGUCGACGACACGGUCGUCUUCGCCGGAAGGCUCCGACAGGCCAAACUGCGCCGAUUCCACGAAAGACAGGAGCUAGGUCUUGAGAAGUCACACCGGUCUUUCAACGAGAAGGAUCAUGUGGAGGUAUCAUUACUCCCAGGAAUUUCACACGGCUUCCUACAAAUGGCCGGGUUCUUCCCAGACAGCUGGAAGCAUAUCAACAGGUGUGCUGCCUGGAUCCAAACCCUAGUCAACAUGGCCGAUAUGAGAAAAUCGCCGUCCGGUAUUGAUAGUACCAACAGCAUCUCUCCUAGACUUGACAGUAAGCACCAGGACUCACCGCGUAACCACAAACGCACCCUCACCGGUGAAUCUUCCGCAGAUGAAGACAAACCACUCGAAAUGAGCAUUGGAAAAUCGUCUCCCCUAUCUCCAACAGCUCGCUGUGCCAGUGCCCCAUGUUACAGCCAAGAACAACCUAAUGCUGUACCGGAUGAGUCUCAAAUUUUGCAGCUUCCCACUACAGACGAGAGUUCUAAACAAGGCGAGGAAGUGAGCCCCAGAGAAGGAAGUACUUCUCGAGGCCGACCAGCUCGGCCGAAGGGCCUAGGCAAACGACGACCAUUCGCACCGACGAAUAUCAACAUCCCUCAGGAAUGGGCGUCUGAUCCAGUGAGUCCAGUGCGGGAGAGAGAACACAGCUUGCACAGUCUAUCCAGCGAGGAUGACCUCUUGGGUCGCCGGAUGUCUGGGCUGGCUGGUGGGUUGAUGGGGAUAGGCGAGGGUGCUCGGACGCCGUGA